This is a messenger RNA of Pseudomyrmex gracilis, 3238 nucleotides long. RefSeq lists its product as uncharacterized. The record is from RefSeq and is a predicted model, not a curated record. NCBI's taxonomy places the organism in Eukaryota, Metazoa, Arthropoda, Insecta, Hymenoptera, Formicidae. The transcript is spliced from 9 exons. Bases 491 to 3229 code for a protein of 912 amino acids.
CGCGAUUUUGCAACAUGGCGGCGAAGUGAGGGCGAAGUUGCGGGUGAUGUGCCGUCGCGGAAAAUGCAUAUUUUCUAGUCGCCCGUAAACGGUUCCGUUGUUAUCCUACAGUCACGCGUGACAGUUUAGUACGUGUACAAGUGUUGUCGAUCCGGGCCAGAGGCGGUGAUGCGCGUGGUAAAUAUGACCGAGGAAGCCAGUGGCGCGGCGACGAAGGUGACACCCCGCGGCACCGUGUGCUUCUGCACGUAUGGCAGGGACUAGGGCCCGCUUUGAUAAGGGAGCUCCGCUACUUUUGUCCAAGCGAGCCGCGGGCAAGUCAGCAGCAUCAAGUAACCACGCGAUGUCGUGGCCAGCUCUGCCGAACUGUGAGAAUAUAUAUGCCAGAAAUAGAAGCUCUAGAAAUUACUGUGAUUUCUGAUCGUACAUGCGUGCCAAACACGAAUAUAUAAGAGGACGUUAAGAAGGGAUCCAAUGGUUUCCUGACAUAAUGGAAGGCAAUAUAUAUGUGAAGAAUGAACCGGGACUUGAAGAGCAAUCACUCGCAAAUCCACAGCCCAACUCGUCUGCUGAAGACGGUAUGGGAGGGGCGAAGAUCUGCUUCAUUUGUGGUGCCGUGAGCCGCGGCGAUCAGCAUUGGUUACGAGCGAAACAAAAUCCGAAUGCGCCCAAUGAGCCUUUCUAUCCUUUCCUCGAGUCGCACGAGCCACCUAACGGCUAUCGUGGCGAGGAUAUUAGAAAUGGCGCUGUCAAAGUGUGUAGCCUCUGUCACAUUUUGGUAUCGCAGCAGUGGGAGGCAUACGAACGGGAGGCCAAGCCUCACAGCCAACGCAUCUAUUGGCUGAAAAGAUGUGACGGCGGCCCAUUCACGGGAGCCGAAAUGGCACUCCAGGGCGAGUACGCCGCCCAGGUGUUGGGCUUAACGAACGAUCAGAUGCCGCAAAUCAAGCAGGAGAAUCGAGGCGAGAGAUCUAUGGGGUUCUCGCCGCGAUUGCCACCGAAUUCGCCUUCCCCAAGAGUGGAACAGACUAGGCCACCGUCGAAUUCGAUUGAGCUACCGAGGCCACAUUCUAACACAGCAGAAACGCAUAGACAUCUGGAACAAGCGAGACUUACGAUGGAAUCUCCGCAUCACAGAUUGCAGUCACCUCACCAAAGAUUGCAAAGCCCGCGACAGCCUGUUGAGGAAGUUAAAAUAUCCACUGAAGCGGCGUUGGAUCUGAGACACGUACCUGAGAAACGCUCACCUGUAUCCAACCCGUCACAACCUCCAGCUAUUUACAGCGGUGGAUCGUCGUCCAGCGUCGGUACAGACAUUCUGGACCUAUCGAUGCCGGACAAGAAUUCGGUGACAGAAGUCUGUUACGUGUGCGGAGAUGAAUUCAAGAGGGGAUCUCUCAGUCACCUCGCUGCGAGGCCAUUGUCAAACCCGCCGCAUCCUUCUUCCAGUCCGCCACCGUUCUUUCCGUCAUUAUUGCUACAUCCAAGACCGAGUAGAAGUCGGCCUAUGGAUAGCGCAGGUCGUGUACAGGCGUGUUCGGCGUGCCAGAGUCAUCUUUUAUUACAAUGGCACGCAUACUCAAGGCAGAAAAUACCGCACGGUGAAAGAAAUUAUACUCUUCGUAAGCGGCAAGCCCCUGCAAUGGACACGACCACGUUUAUCUGCUACACAUGCGCUCUCGAGUACCCUUCAUCCAGUAUUAGACUUCUGUAUUGCUGUCCUAAUCCAGAGAAGGAGGCGUACUUCCCUUUUAUUUAUUCUCUGAGACCUCCGCCAGGAGCUAGUCCUAUUAGUCCUCAGGGAAUGGUGCAGGUUUGCUCCAUUUGUUAUAAAGCUAUUCCGCAAAAACAGCAAGUGUUUGGCGGAGAAAAUCACGAGGCGCAGCCGACUGGCCAGAGUGUUGAUUUUCGUCAACAAGGUCCUUCGCCACGGCCUGCUGUACCAAAAUCUCCUGCUAACUCAGCCGGCAGCGACAUCCGUUUCAAGCCAUAUGACCUAAACAAAUCGUCAGUUGCCACAAGUAAGCAACGCAGUAGUACCAGCAGUACUACCGCAAAAGCUCCCACACCAGGUCAACGUAAUUCACCCAGCAACGGUCCUGCGGAAAAUGGUAGUGUCGCUGGUCAGAAUUAUAGAUUGAAUUGCUAUAUCUGUGAGAGAUUAUAUCCUCGCACUCAUAUGGAAUGGUUAUCCACGAGUCCAGAAGGAAUGAAUUCACAUGCUAUGCAUUUUCCUUUCUUGAGGGGAAUGGCGCGUACAUCAGAGUACGGUUGUAUGGAUAUGUACGGCAGGGUAUUAGCGUGUACUCACUGUGUAAAUCAUCUUGCGCAACAGUGGGAAACUAUGGAUGCUGAACGGAUUCCUUUAGAACGCCGCAGGUACGAUAUUCCUAGUCCACAUCCAAAUGGUGACGUGAAUCGAUCAGUCGCGACACCACCGAGUUCCAGUUCGGAUCGAACGUUUGGAAGCAACCCGGGCACGUCGAGUAGCUCGAUCUAUUGUUUCCUGUGUGGUUUACAUAGUGAUUUGACUCUUGCGAGAGUACUUUACAGUCGUCCGCAAGGACGGAAUGCACCGUUCUUCCCUGAACUGUUGCGUCAUCAGUCACCGCCGAAUGCCGAGCAACUUCGUGAGGAUGGCUCUGCUUUGGUCUGCACAUUCUGCUAUCAUUCACUGUUGGCGCAGUGGCGUCGAUAUGAAUCUCUUCAGCAAAAUAAUCCUGCCGAGCGUCAGUACAAUACGCACGACUAUUACUGUUAUGUCUGUGGAAUUAUGACAUACAGAAAGCGAGUACGAGCACUGUCGGUGAAGGACUUUCCUUUCCUGAAGUAUCACAGGCAGGCAGACAAAAGUUUGUUGUUGGAAAACGGCGAUUACGCGGUGGUCUGUCUGGACUGCUACGAGACGCUACGUUCACAGAGUUGCGAGUACGAGAGGUGGGGAUUACCUAUUGAGAAACGGGAAUACAACUGGAUUGUGCAGCCUCCACCGCCCGAGGACAGUCCUGACGCGGCCAUAGCCAGGUUACCGUCCGGCGAAAGAUCCGAGAAAGUGGUUCCACCGACAUUGACGGCCAGGCCAACGCGAAAAAAUUGCUCGCCAAAAGCGCCCGACAAAAAGGCACCAGCAAAACUUCCGGAAAAGGAACAAGCAAUUCAGUUCGUUGAAUUCGCGACGGGUAAAUUGCGACGACGGAAGUUGCCGGAAAGUUCCGAGAAUGAAAAGUAACAAGAAAAC